Molecule: messenger RNA, 1674 nt
Organism: Stylonychia lemnae
Lineage: Eukaryota; Ciliophora; Spirotrichea; Sporadotrichida; Oxytrichidae
Source: the annotation of a GenBank genome assembly
AUGACUCAAGGCAUUCACAACUUGAAGAAUAUGCAUAUCUAACAAAACAUGAAACUAGUUAAAAAUCACUCAGUAAAAACACUAAGAGGGCAUAAUCAGGGCUUGAACUAAAAAAAUUAGACAGAAGCAAGACUUUAGACUAUAGAAUACUUACCUCUUGAAGAAGUAAAUCAGCAUACAAUCAAUCAUAAUUCUCAAAUGAAAAGCUACGUGAAGUAAAAUAAUCUAAUGAAAUUCAAUCAUCCUAAGAUUGUGAUGAGACCCUAGACUAGCAAUAAGAUACAGAUAUAGGCAGGAUAGAGUCAAUAAAGGCUAAAUAAAUAUUUCACUUUAGAAGGCUAGUUGUUUUAAGACAAUUCUCAGUCAGAGUAAAUCAACUAAGAAAUCCAGCUUCUGGUAAGAGGAUAAUCUAAUAGCACUUUGGAGACUUAUUCUCCAAGAAGGAUAAAAACAUCAUAAGUAAGAGAGAGAAAAGGCACUUAAGCUUUUAUAACUGAAGAGGGAAACGAAUUAGGAGACUGGACUUAAAGUCUGAUUUUUAGUAAUUAAACUAUAAACGAGAGAGUUAAUUUUCAUUAAAAUCCUUAGAAAUCACCUGCUAAGAAUAUAAUGUUCUCUAACUCUAUUAAGGAAUCCACUUAGUAAAAUUAGAGAAGAUAAUUAGACUUGAUAACUGGUAAAGUGCUAGAUAUCAAAUCACCCAAGACAAGAGAAACUAGUCUCAGAGCAUUCUUUUCCUAUGGAAGACAACUCUAGCAAAAGAUGCUAAAACAAGAACAAGCUUUUGAUGAUCCAAGAAAAUAGCAGCAAAUAAAAUUUCUUCAACGAUUUUAGUAGCAUAGUGACUAAUUGAAGAAAAAAAAGCUUGUUAUCAAAGACCAGAAAAUACUGAUAUAAUAAUAAUAGUCAUCAUAAUAAUCCUCUCAGCAAAUUCAAUCCUUACCUUAGCAAGAAUCUCCUUAGUAACAGCUUGCUAUCUAAGAAUAGGAGCAACUGAAUUAGAUUGAUCCAGAAUAGCAACUUAUGCUUCAAUAGAUUUAUAAUAUGGAAUACUACAACAAUGGAUCGAUGGUUCCACCAGACUAUUCUUAAAAGUAAUUUAAAAAAUUUAUGAUAGCCUAUUCUUUUAGAGCUUCUAGGCUGCCAGCUAGAUUGAGGGAAAGAAAAAAUUUUACAUCAGAAAUACAAUAUGACGACAAACCUUCAAUAGUUCUAUUGAGAAGUUCCAAGGAUUAGAAAAGUCUAAGUUAGUCUCCAGAACGACUGACUAAAGAAAGAGAGUAAAUGCUAUUCAAGUAGCUGCUUGAAUAUCAAAGAUCACCAGCUAACAUUUAUCAAAGAUAGGAAGUCAUAGACUCUAUCAAUCAAGUUAAGCUCCAGCAUCAACUCUUAAAUAGCAGACACAAGACUAUAUAUGAUUACAAAAAAUCGAACGUGGUCUAGAGUUCCAAGGUUGUGGCUCAAUCACCACAAAAUAACAAUUGGUAUCAAUAAAAAUAGUCUUAGUUGUUUCAAUCUCAAAGUGGGUUUCAUUCUAGAUAAUUAAGCGUCAAAAGAGGGUAAAAUAGUCCUCGCAAUUAUAGUCUUAAGGGUAACAGUAUCAGUCCGAAUCUUUUUAUAAUGAUUCAAGGAGAUUCAAAAAAUAUUGCUGUUGGAAGUUACAUUUCUAAUUGA